Symbiodinium natans is the source of this 3195-nucleotide messenger RNA. The record is from the annotation of a GenBank genome assembly. Lineage: Eukaryota; Dinophyceae; Suessiales; Symbiodiniaceae.
AUGGACCCGCUCCCGCAACUGCCAGAGCACGAGGUGUGCGUGGUGAACACCUUCCUGCAAAUCAAGGAGAAGCGACCUGAACUGGGACGUGCUGGCACCGCUCCGGCUCGUGCAUUGGGCCUCGACUUGGAUGAGGAGCCACCCGCCGAUCAUGAGGCCCAGGACCAAGCCUACGAAGCGCACGACGAGGAGGCAUCGAGCAAGCGGCAACCUGCCCAAAAGAAGCCAAGUUGGCAGCGGCUCAAUACCCCUGAUCUCUGGGAGCAGCAGCUCAUGAUGGAACAGAUGUCCUCAGUGGCUUCGGGCAAGCGGACGCCGGCGCAGAAGAAGCCUAGCUGGCAGCGGAUUAAUACUCCAGAUCUGUGGGAGCAGCAGCUUAUGAUGGAAGCACAGCUGUCAGUUGACAAGCGUCUCGUGGUGGAGACGGGGUAUCCGGCUCCUGCGAGCCCAACUGCUCCUGCAGCUUCGACAUCUUUGAUGAGGCCAGUUGAUGCAACAACUGCAUCGACCCCUCCGGCUGCCUCUACCCUUGCAGCACCUCCACAGGCAGUUGCGCCAGAGGUGAGCUAUGUUGGAGUGCCUUUGUUGUUGGUGGCUCCAGAAAAUCCAAGCGUCCAAAUACCACAGCCGCCUUCACAACCCGAUCAGGGCCAAGAUGCAUCCUUGCCACAGGAGCAGCCAUGCUUGUUGGGUCGCACCACAUCGCCGCGACCUGGUGACAAAAAGCCGGCGCAGGGCAAGCAGAGGCAAGCGCAGGAGCUACCGGAGCCGCUGGCGCCCGGCACGCUGGAGUGCAAUCCUGCAGAGAGAGGCGGGCAACGUAUCCGCUGGUGCGUAGACGGACACAAGCUGGAGUCCCACGCGGAGAAGCUGAUCAGUCCGGAGUUUGAGCUGAAGGUAGGUCAAGAAUCGCAGCCCUUUCGGCUAAUGGUCCUGGCGACGGAGACGGGUGGACGACAUGGGGCUGGAUUCAAGAAGGCCAAGGGGCGUUGCAUGCUCGAGAUGAAGUGCCUAGGCUCCUUAGAGGGCGCGCCUGCAACAUCCAUGCUUGUGACUGCCGGCACGGGCAGCCGCAAGCAGAAAUCGCGGGAAGUUGUGAAGCAUAGCUUUGCUGACAAGAAUUGCUGCAUUUUGCCAAAAGGCCCGGAUCCUGUUUGGGAUCUAAAGGCAUCCCUUUGUAAAGAGACCAAGUCCAUUGACAUUUGUGUAGAGGUACGAUUUCAGCUGGUCUGGCGGUUCGUUUCCAGUUUGUUUCAGACCCGACUGUGGGAGCUUGACGGAGACGUCGUGAAGAUCGAUUGGAAGAAAUUUGGGAAGUACGAGCUGAAAUUCGAUCCGGCAACCAAGUCCAUGGACGGGAGCGCCAUUCCCAAGACCGAGGAUGAGAAGAACUGGCGUAAGGCUGCCUUCAAAAGCGCCUUGUCACCUGUUGAGGCUCUUCUGCUCGGAGACGGUGCUGGCUCUGAGUGGGACUUUGAAUGGUCAGGCGGCAAGUUUCCGGUGAAGUUCAAGGCAAUGCUUGCAUGGCAUGUGCAAACUGUGGGACUUGUUGCUUGUCACCAGGAUGAUGAUGUUGGCCAUCCAGGCUCUUGCCAGGCUGGGAGACUCGUAGACUGGCUACAGUCCUCGCCGGCUUUGCUGCGUCGACGUAUUUCCGGAGAGCACGUGGCCCGCAGCCACGGGCAGAACCGAUCUUCCUUGCUGCUGGGCAAGGCCAGUCAUGUUGGUGUCGUGAGAUGGAUGGUGUACGACAGGAGAAAGGUGAAGGUCAACCGCUCUCUCCCUGCGUAUGAAGCAUCAGAAGUCGAAAUCUGCAACACGUCCGCCACAUGCAACCGGCUCGAUGAGCAGAUGGAGCUUUUCCGAGCAGCUGUGGCCUCGCAGCACAGCGAUCGCUUGAGGAGAGCCAGGCUCUUAUCAAAAGUUGAGGCGAUUGCCAAGCAAUUGCUGGGGCCGGACGUGGAAGUUCUGGGGUAUGGCUCUUGCUUUACGGGCGUGGGAGAAAGCGAUGCCGAAGUUGAUGCGACUGUCUACAUCCCCAUGACACCUUCUCGGGCUGCUGAUGUGAAGACGGUCACUGUAACCAGGGCCCAACAGAUGCGCAGGAUACUGGCCAGAUGCUCGCAACUGGGGAUGCGGACGGCUGAUAACCUUGGGGCACGCACGGCAAGAUCAGCAAGCAUCGAGGAGUUUGCCUCGGUCCACCUGAGUGGCAACCUGUGGCGAGCCUACUCAGCCGGCCGAUGCAUAUUGAGCUGCCAGCGCCUGAUGCCACUGUACAGCUCCCAUUUGAUUCGUGCAUACCUGCAGCUGGAUCAAAGGCUCGAAAGCCUAAUCUUGGCGUUACGCCACUGGGCACGGAGUGCGGGCAUUGUCGGGAAAGAGGACGGACUCCUAUCGUCCUACACCCUUGCUCUCAUGGCAAUCUACUAUGUCCAAGUGUGCGACGGCCUACCAUCCCUGCACAAGCUGGCCAGAGCAGACGCCAGAGAACCUGAUCCGGACGACCGCUUUGACACGUGCUUCCUGACUUUUCAGGACGUGGCCGACAAGCCGCAUCAGGGCCCAAGCGGAAGGUCUUCUGCAGACCUGCUCGUGGAUUUCUUCGACUUCUUCUCUGAGAAGUUCAACUGGCAGCAAGAAGUGGUCUCUGUGCGCGAGGGGUCGCGGAAAACGACAGACGCACCUUGCUUUGCCAAUCUCUGGGGAAAAACGAGGAAAGCUGGCCUACAUGUCGAGGAUCCCAUCGAGUUGGGAAGAAACCUCAACAGCACCGUAAACCCUGACGUUGUGGAGCGUCUCAGAAAGCUCGUCAGGGAAGCCGCUGGCAAGGCUGCCAGCAAGAACCCGGACUUGGCGGAGUUGAUCUGUGUCGAUGGCAGCCCGAUGCCAAGUGCCGGUGCCUGUGAGCUGCCGCACCAGCUCCAGCCCAUGCGGCACAUGGAGCUACCGGAGCUCAUGCCACACGGCUCACGCAGCCACAGUUCGCAGUAUGAGUGCAUGGUCUGCGGCCAAACAUAUCCAGAUCUCUGGCUUCUUCGGCAACAUCAGGUUGACACUGGGCACUUCAACGCAGACGAUGCAAAGCAGCUUCAACUGAUUCGAAUUCGGAAGGACCAGGAUGCCGCCAAGGCCGCAGAAGCCUUAAACCGGCUAGAUCAUGCAAUGUCCGAGUCUUUUGAGUCUGAAGAGUGA